CAGUGCUGCUCUGGCGAGACUUUUCUCGCUCCGACUCCUUGAUGUGAUCGCUUGCGGGAGAUUUUUCGUUCCCUCACCCAGAGAGGCAGGCAGGAUGACGACUGAGCAAGCGUGACAUGAGAGCGGCAGGACUGAGCCAUGGCGGCUUUCGACACCCCGCAGGAGGCGUUUGGGGUCUUGCGCCCGGUUUGUGUGCAGCUGACCAAAGCGCAGACGGUGGAGAAUGUGGAGCUCCUCCACUCCCAGCUCCGGGUGGUCAGUGACUCUGCCCUGCAGGAGCUGCAGGAGUACGUCCUCUUUCCUCUGAGAUUCACCCUCAAAACGCCGGGGCCCAAGCGAGAGCGUGUGGUCCAGAGUGUGGUGCAGUGUGUGAGGUUUGUGCUCUCCGCAACGUGUGUGAAGAAGCCGCAGCUCCUCCUGGAACUUUUCUCGGAACUCUGCAUGUGCCUGGCCUCUCCCUCCAGCCCCCACCAGCUGGCCCCAUUGUCGGAAGAGUUAAAGCAGGCCGUGAUCCAGGCGCUUCUUGCUCUGCUGCAUUCGGCUUACGGGGAUGUCAUCGUGUCUCUGUACCAGCCCUCCACCCUUCCCCACUUGGGGUUCGCCGUGUCCUUGCUCCUCUCCUUGGCAGAGCAGGAGAAAGCCAAGCAAAUCAAGAUCGCCGCCUUAAGAUGUCUGCAAGCUCUCCUUUUGCAGUGUGACUGCCAGGAGUGUCACAGGACCCUGGACGGGGAGGAGACGAGGCGAUGUGGAGAUCUGUUCGCUUCUUUCCUGCCUGGGAUCUCUCUCGCGCUGUCCCGGAUUAUCGCAGGAGAUGUGAAGCAAGGUCACGCGGUCGUCGUUUCAGCCCUCAAACUCUUCUCUCGAGCGAUAAGUCUGAUAAUGGCUGAUGAGCAGCUGGCGCAGAUCUCACCAGAGAAGGAGGCCUCAGCCCUGGGGCAGAGCAGAAUAUCAGAACUCGUGGUGCACAGAGGCCUGGACUGGACGAAGAGCACCGCGGCCAAACUCUCCAUCCUCAUGAAAAAGGUGGUUGAAUCUGUCUCUGUUCACCCUCACUGGAAGGCAAGAAAGGCGCUCAUAGAAAUGGUCCGCCUCCUGAUGACAACGUGUGGCCGGUCUUUGGUGGAAUCUGUUGGCCAACUUCUGAAAGCCUUAGUUGGUCUAGUUAAUGAUGAGAGGCCCGAGAUCCAAGCUCAGAGUAACGAGGUGCUGAGGAGCAUUGCAGAGCAGGGAAUGGUGGCCAAGAACAGGCUUCUUGCUGACGUCCUUUUGGAGGACCUCCACUCCCUCGCCACAGCACUUCCCCGCUUAAUGACCUCCCAGGACGACCAGGGCAAAGCUUCCACCUUGAACUUGCUCCUGGGGUACUUGAAGCUGCUGGGCCCAAAGGUGAACCUCCUUCUCAACUCCACUUCCCAUCUCCAGCGCCUCUCCAGAGCGCUCAUGCAGGUCCUGGAGCUGGAUGUGAAGGAUGUGAGGAUCGUGGAGGGAAGGCGGCUGGGGGAGCCUUUGGGAACUUUGCUAGAGUGGUUGCCACCUAUGGGCAGCAUCCAGAGGAAGUGCUUCCGUUUUUUCACCGAUGAUCGGAUAUUGUUUCUGCUCUGGCAGAUCUGCCAGGUUCUCGGUUACUAUGGGAACCUCUAUUUGCUGGUGGACCAUUUCAUGGAGCUGUAUAGAGAAUCUGCUCUGUACCGGAAGCAGGCUGCGAUGGUUGUCAAUGAACUGAUCGCUGGAGCCACAGGGCUGGAGGUGGACAUCCUUCAUGAACGGGAAGCUGUGCUGAGCGCUGAGGAUCUUAAAGGGGUCGUAACUUCCGUGUUAGAAGAAUACGUGGACCAAGCAAAUUGGCAUUUGGUCACCAGCAUCGAGGCCGAAGAGCUCACCACUGAACCAGCAGCGAAAUACUCUGAGCUUUUAGCCGCUCCAUCUGCAACACGCAGCCAGCCUCUUCCUCCCACAGAUUCCAAGCCCACCGUCCACUCCAUGAACAGCAGCAUCUGGCAAAUCUGCAUCCAGCUGGAAGGGAUCGGUCGCUUUGCCUAUGCACUUAAGCACGGCUUCCGUUUGCUGUUAAUCUCGGCCUUGUACCCCGUUCUGGAAAAGGCAGGAGAUGGCACCCUACUUAUCAGCCAGGCGGCCAGGGGGGCCAUGGCGAGCAUCUGCCACUCCUGUGGUUACGGCUCCAUCCCUGACCUCAUCAACCAGAAUGCUGACUACCUGGUGAACGGCAUCUCGCUCCACCUGCGCCAUCAGGCGCACGAGCACCGUGCCUCGCGGGUCCUGGAAGCCAUGCUGCGACACUCAGAUGCCAACGUGCUGCCAUUGGUGGAGGACGUCAUUCAAGACAUCCUGGCCAGACUCGACCAGUGUCACAGUGACCGAGCGCCUUCAUUCCUUGGGGUCAUGCAGACGCUUCUGCUGAUGCUGGCUUCCUGGUUCGCUGUGGAGCCCCAAAUGAAGAAGGAUCUGGAGCAAGAAGGUGGCCCUUUUCGGGGAGCGGCCGGACAGCGUGACAAAAUGCCUUCCCCGCCGCCCACAGCAGAGGCCCUGGAAGAGUUCUUCCUGGAGUAUGUCAAGGAGAAGCAGAUUGCGGAGGGUGAUCUCUCAGAUGCUGAGGAUGAGGGUGAAGAAGUGCAGGUGCCUGAUUCAAAGCCUGAAGCACACGAGGAGAGCGACGAGGUGGAGGGCCCGCUGGCACCCCAUGCCCAGACUGCUGAGGCUGUGAUGGAGAGAUGCGUCCACUUACUCUCCGACAAGAGUCUUCGUGUGCGACUGAAGGUCCUGGAUAUCUUGGAGCUCUGUGUGAUGGUGCUCUGCACACAUGAAAACCACCUCCUUCCACUGGCUCAUCGGACAUGGCCUGCCCUGGUCCAGCGCCUGACUAAUGAUGACCCUCUGGCCGUACUCAGAGCCUUCAAGGUGCUGUGCACUUUGGGAGCCCACAGUGGCGAAUUCCUGAGGCGGCGAUUCUCCAAGGACGUCCUGCCCAAGUUGGUGUGCUCUCUUGUCACUCAGGCGCCUGUCAGUGCCCGCGCCGGGCCCAUCUAUAGCCACACCCUUGCUUUCAAGCUUCAGCUCGUUGUGCUUGAGAGUCUCGGAUCGCUCUGUGAAACCCUGGACCUUGGUGAGAGUGACCUGGAUAAAGUGGCGGAUGCCUGCCUGCUCUACCUCAGUGCCAAGCAGCCUGCGAAACUGCAAGAAGCCGCCUGCAGUGUUUUUCUCCAUCUGAUGCAGCUGGACCCAGAUGCCAGCUGGCUCUUCCUCAGCAACGUCUGGUGCCCCCAUGUCUACAGGAGACCCCACCCUAGCCUGCACCCCGUGACGCUGGGUGGGAUGGAGAAGAAGCGGGACGAGUUCACCGACAACGUCCAGCGCCUGCUGGAUGAGCUGCAAGGCAGGGAAGAGGCAGCAGCCUGACAGGCCCCCUUGAAGCUGGGGGGGUGGGAGCCGUGCCAGAGGGAGUGCAACGGGGCAGAGGCACGGGCAGGACGACGCGGCUUCUGAAGAGCGCCUUGUGGAGGGAAGGUAUCGGUGGGCCAGAGACCAUUCCUGUGCUGUGUCCACAUCUUCCUGGGAACAUUAGUACUUGGUGUUUAUGACCCAAGGAGCGCUUGACUUCCUGCAGGUGUUUAAAAAAAAGAUUCUGUGCAGUUUUGUAGUUCUCCUGGCUUGCAUCUACUGUUUGAGGAGGAGUCCCUGUUUUGCCACAGAUCUUGGCUGCUGGGUUUCAGAAGGCAGAUAUGCAUGCGCUUGCGCGCGCACACAUGCACACACAGCUGCAGCGGAUCAACCACAUGGUGCGCUCAUGCAAUGGCCCUUCUUGUUCUCUUGAGCAAAGAAGACAAGCACCGCGUACUUCCCCACCAUUUCCCCUGGUCCAGGGAAUUCAGUGCUCCUUGCUUCUACAAUGUGAGGAGGUGAAGGGCUGGAAAACAAAGGCACAGGCUGCAUCCGCUUCAGCUGGAGAGGCAAAAAAAAAUUUCCUGAGUAGGUUUCCAAAGACUGAUGAACCCAGAUGCAAGGAGCAAUCUGUUACAGAACAGCUGACCUGGACAAAACUUUGCCACCUGCCUGCUUGCUCCUCUACCAUUUAUUUAUCGCAGGCAAUCUUUGCAGCCUCAGUAGCCCAUUCAUCUCGCUGCUUGGUGGAAUUGUUCCAGUGGUGCAAUUUUUUAAAAAUAGAAAUGGGAUGCCACACUUUUCUAACAACAUUGCUGUUAAAGAGAUGACACCUGGACUUUCUUCAGACGUUGGAGACCAGCGGGUGUCAUUAUUUUGUGUUAACUGACACUAGCCGAGGAUGGUGUGUUGGAUUAAAGAAGGGUUCAAUGUGUCUUGGAUGUUGCAGCUGGUGACCUGGCUUCCAAAGAAGGAAAGCCAGAGAGGGAUUGGUUUUUUGAACCAAUGUUGUCCUGCCGUCUGACUUCAAUAAAAACUGCAGGCACAGCUUCCUUGGGGGGGGGGAGAGUGGGGAGGCAAUGGCCAAUACAAUUGUGUCGCAUCACCUGUUGUGUUUAGAUGGUGCAAGAAAGAGCUUUGGACUGGAGGGGGGAGAGAGAAAGCAUGGAGCAGGAAGCCUAGUUAGACCCUCAGCGAAGGCAGGAAGUUGGUCUGAUGGAAUAAAAAUGGAAGAA
Molecule: messenger RNA, 4631 nt
Organism: Rhineura floridana
Lineage: Eukaryota; Metazoa; Chordata; Lepidosauria; Squamata; Rhineuridae
Gene: TTI1
Product: TELO2 interacting protein 1
Exons: 8
Coding region: 139-3414 (1091 amino acids)
Biological process (GO): chromatin remodeling
Cellular component (GO): cytoplasm
Source: RefSeq, a predicted model, not a curated record